AGCCUCAGUCAGUGGCUGAACGUAGAACCUAUCAAGUCGUCACGCGAAAAAUAUUUCAAUAAAAAAACAUGAGCUCGCACAAGACGAAGCAAACGGCGCGCAUAGUUGUCAUUGGAGCCGGCGUCUCGGGCAUUGCCGCGGCCACACGGCUGCUGGAGCAGGGCUUCAAGAAUGUGAGGCUAUUGGAGGCAGAGAAUCGCGUGGGCGGACGUAUUAAUACUGUGCCCUUCGGGGACAGUGUGAUUGACAAGGGCGCACAGUGGUGCCAUGGCGAGAGCGGAAAUGUGGUCUAUCAGCGUGUCAAGGAUUUGAAUCUUCUGGACCGAACUGGCGAUGUUCUGAAGGCGGUGCACUUUGUUCGCUCCAACAAGGAGAUCUUGCCCGCCGAGACGGCCUAUGUGCUGGGCGCAGCUGCAGAAAUGGCGUUGCCAACGGGGCCCAACGAAAGCAACGGAUCGCUGGGCGAUCAUCUAACGAAUAACUAUUGGCAUAUCCUGGCCAAGUCGCCUGCCGUGGAUCGCACAAUUGCCCAAGAGAUGCUGGAGACCAUGAAGAAGUUAAGAUGCUCUUUCACGGCCUCGGAUCAUUUGUUUGAGGUCUCCAGACGCGCGCACUUGGAAUUUGAAAAAAGCGAUGGCGAAUUUUUGCUCAACUGGCGCGACAAAGGCUACAGGACCUUCCUGAAGCUGCUCAUGAAUGCCAAGCCGGAACAGCCCGAGGAUCUGGGCAUGCUCAACGGACGUGUGCAGCUCAGCAAGCGACUGACUGAGAUCAAUUGGGCAGGUGCCGAUGAGCUGCGGCUGCGCUGUUGGGAUGGCGAGGUGCUCACCGCGGAUCAUGUCAUCUGUACGGUGUCCUUGGGUGUGCUCAAGGAGCGCCAUGAGCAGCUGUUUGUGCCGGCGCUGCCUGCUCCCAAGGUGCGCGCCAUAAAGGGACUAAAGCUGGGCACCGUGAAUAAGUUCUUCUUGGAGUACGCUGCGAUGCCCUUUCCGCCGGAUUGGGUUGGCAUUAAUUUCUUGUGGCUUGAGGCCGAUCUGGAGGAGCUACGCGGCACCGAACGCUUCUGGCUGGAGAGCGUUUUCGGAUUUCAUCGUGUUCUGCAUCAGCCACGCCUCCUGCAAGGCUGGAUCAUUGGCGAGCACGCCCGCCACAUGGAGACCCUAACCGAAGAAGAGGUGGUCAACGGUCUGCAAUGGUUCUUCCGCAAGUUCCUGCCCUUCGACAUGCCGCAACCGCUAAACAUCGUGCGCACCCAAUGGCAUUCCAAUCCCAACUUCCGUGGCAGCUAUAGCUCGCGCACCACCUACACGGAUGAGCUGCGCACCGGUCCCUGGGACCUGGAGACGCCACUGCUUGAUGCCGGCGGCAGGCCGCGCGUCCAAUUCGCUGGCGAGGCAACACACAAGUCCCACUUCUCCUGUGUGCAUGGCGCCACAGAAACCGGUUGGCGUGAGGCCGAUCGCCUCAAUGACUAUUACAACAGCCGCAAUGCGUCGUGAGGUGGGCGUAUCGCGAUUGUUAAACGUCGAAUAUAAGCAGCGUUGAUUAUCGGUUAGACGGCAAUCGAGAAUUGAGCACAAGUUCAACUUGAACUUGUGUCUGGGUGUUAAUCAAAGGAAUAUGCUUAAAUAUGGAAAUUAUUAUUUGUUAACUAAUAAAAUC
Messenger RNA from Drosophila novamexicana, 1662 nucleotides. RefSeq names its product spermine oxidase-like. Gene Ontology annotation, molecular function: polyamine oxidase activity. NCBI's taxonomy places the organism in Eukaryota, Metazoa, Arthropoda, Insecta, Diptera, Drosophilidae. The record is from RefSeq and is a predicted model, not a curated record. The transcript has a single exon. Bases 69 to 1499 code for a protein of 476 amino acids.